Messenger RNA from Cladocopium goreaui, 855 nucleotides. The record is from the annotation of a GenBank genome assembly. NCBI's taxonomy places the organism in Eukaryota, Dinophyceae, Suessiales, Symbiodiniaceae.
AUGGAGCUAAGCAGCAAGAGUCGAAGCACCUUUAGCUGGCUGGCCACUGUGCCACUGGGAGCCAUGGAGCCCGUGCUGGUCCUGCGUGGCCUCUGCGACCUGCACCAUGGCGCGAUCCUACCGGAAGUUCCGGAGGCCACUUCUGCAGCUGACCCUAUGCAAGGAUCUGAAAAAAGGCUGGAGAAGACAUGGCCGAAGCUGGGUGUCUACAACCCGUGGCCGAUGGCUCAAAGUGGUGUGCGUGUGGAGGAUGCUUGGAUCCCAGCAACCAUGGAGGCCAAAGCCAAGAGCGUCGGCCGACCAAGAGGCUCCACCAAUCGUGAGGCCGCGGACCUUCGCCACAAGCCUGCCAAAACAGCAGCGACAGCUUCGGCACCCGCGGCGCGCGCUGUGGUUUCCGCAGCUCCGAGCAGCAUCCCGAGCAAGGCGAAGGCUGCGAAGGGCCCGUCGAAACCAUCAGAGGGCAGCUUGGCACAGCUGGCGCCUAUGUUGCUACCGGAGCCUGGGAUUUUGGCUGAGAGAAAAACUUCAACCGCCACAGGAAGCAGCCACCGCGCCGACGUUUGCGGCCUGCAGGAUCCUCGGAGUGCAUCACAGAAGAGGAGGUGCGUCGACUGGCGGAGGGAAACUUUCAAUUCAACUUUUGAAGCCAGAGGAUCCAGAGGGCAUCUACCCGUGGAGGGGAUGCUGUCAUUGAUAUCACGUAGAAAUGGCAUGAAAUGGCACAAGUUAGCGUGCCGGCCUUGGCGACAAGGGGAUCCGCUUCAGAUGCCAAAAGGGUCGUGUCUUGCAUUCGGCCCAAAAUCCACCAUGGUUUCUACCAUCAAAUUGUUUGAUUUCUUGCGGCUGUCUUGA